CCAUCAACUGCUUCUGGCAACACAUUCAUAUUACUUUCGGUUGAACAUCUUCCUAAUCUCAACUUCACAAACAUUUGCUACAUAGAUACGCUGUCCUUGAGCGCCAACAACGGCAAUACCCGCGACAUAGUCCCCUCCGAACGUCACACCUCCCAAGGACAACCUGGUGUAGGGUAGAUGCGUCCUUCCGAGGGCAACUCUACCGACAGUACUUCCGAUCGCCCUGUACCAGGAAAACGAAGAAUCGCGGACACUCUCGGAACCGGAGUAGCUACGGCUGCAUCCAUGCCAGGCGGAGAUAAACCAGGCUCACGGUCAGAGGCCAAACGACAGAGGACGAUCGAGUCGACAAUUGCCGGGCAUCCGAAAGGAAAGAUGUCGGAAACAAUUGGCCUCGUGGCUCCCUCCAAUGUUGAUUUCCGUCGAACUGUUGGAUUCCAGCCGCAAUCAGGAGUCAGGAAACUGGUGGUCAAGAAUCUGAGACCGAGCAGGGUUGCGGACCUUCGCGAGCAUUAUGGAAAGGUUCAGGUCCAAGUCCUGGACGCUGUGACGGCGAUACUGAAGGCUCAGCAACCACGACAGCCGCUGGAACGUUUAUAUCGUGAUGUGGAAGAUAUAUGCAGGAACAACCAAGCUGAAGGUCUAUAUAAGGAGCUUCGCCACCGAACUAGCGAUUAUCUUGCAUCCAGUGUCCUGGGAAGCCUCCAGAAGGCAGAUAACGGCAAUGACCCGCUGCAAUUUCUCGAGGCGCUGUUGGAUGCGUGGAAGGAUUGGAAUGCAAAGGCUAUGCGUAUACGAGCCGUUUUUGGAUUCCUCGACCGCUCAUUUCUGCUCAAUUCUAAGGAAUAUCCGCAACUAAACGACAUGUCGAUCCAGCAAUUCCGAUCCGUGAUACUGGAGAACCCUGCUAUUGACGGGCAGGUCUACGACGCAACGAACAAAAUGAUUGAUAAUGAUAGAAAGCACCGAGGGCAAGACUCGGCCCGGUGGUUCAAAUCUACUUUGUUCAAGGAUAUCAUAAUGAUGUUGCUUAUUACGAAUCUUUAUAAAGCACGGUUUGAGCCGAAGUUUCUCGAAUAUUCGCGGCAGUUUUUCUCGGAAUUUGCGCUGAUCGACGCUGAUCUAAAAAAUAUGAUAUCUCAGUGUGUCAAGUUACUAGAAAAAGAAGGAGCGCGGUGCGAUAUACACAACUUGGAUAGUGGAACGAAACGAGAGUUGCUAUCAGAUGCGCAAGAUAUCUUAAUCAGAGACCGCUCCGAGUUCCUACUUGAUGUUCACGCAGUGGGUUCGUUACUAGAAGCUCGCGAUAUCGAGUCAUUAAAGUCGUUAUACGGACUAUUGAAGGGCUCCGAGAUCCAAGAUAAGCUGAAGACACCAUGGGAAGAAUAUAUAAAGAAGGCAGGUGCUACUAUUGUCAGUGAUCAAGGAAAAGGAGAUGAUAUGGUGGUUCGUCUACUCGAACUGAAGAGAUCACUGGACCUCAUCACCCGAGACGCGUUCAACAAGGACGAGAUCUUCAAGUUUUCCAUGCGAGAGGCUUACAGCACGUUUAUCAAUGACCGGAAAAGCGCAACGGUUUGGGGAACGGGGAACUCGAAAGUCGGCGAGGUCAUCGCGAAAUAUAUCGACUUACUCCUACGUGGUGGUCUUAAGGCUGUUCCUCGCUCCUUGGCGUCAGACGAAUUGGACCGGAUAGAUGCUGAAAAGCAGGGCUUGGCAAGCACUGGCGAUGAAGAUGCCGAGCUUGACCGGCAGUUGGAACAAGGCCUUGAGCUCUUUCGAUUCAUUGAAGGCAAAGACGUGUUUGAGGCAUUCUAUAAGAAAGACCUGGCCCGUCGUCUAUUAAUGGCGAGGAGCGCGAGCCAAGAUGCCGAGCGGAACAUGCUCACAAAACUAAAAAGCGAAUGUGGCUCAAAUUUUACCCAUAAUUUAGAGCAGAUGUUCAAAGACCAAGAGCUGUCGCGGGAUGAGAUGAUAUCGUACAAGCAAUCCUUGAGCAACACCAGCAAGACAACCAUGGACUUGCAAGUCAGCGUCCUCUCCGCCGCAGCUUGGCCAACCUACCCAGAUAUUGCCAUUAAUCUCCCCGCCGAAGUCGCACGCCACAUCGAGAAAUUCGAUCGCCACUACAAGAACAAGCAUACCGGGCGCAGGCUAACGUGGAAGCACUCCUUGGCGCACAGUAUAGUGAAAGGUCACUUCAAGAAAGGCGUCAAGGAGCUGCAAGUGUCCGGCUUCCAGGCCGUCAUCCUCGUCCUCUUCAACGACCUUGCCGACGAUGAGGCGCUCUCAUACACCGCCCUCCAAGCUAGCACGGGCCUCGUUGAUGCCGAACUCACGCGCACCAUGCAGUCUCUCGCCUGCGGCAAAGUGCGGAUCCUAACGAAGCAUCCCAAGGGCCGAGAAGUGGCGAAGACAGACACAUUUACCGUCAACUUGGCGUUCACAGACCCGAAGUUUAGGAUCAAGAUCAACCAGAUCCAGCUCAAGGAGACGACAGCAGAGAACAAGGAGACCCACGAGCGCGUGGCGCUAGAUAGGCAGUAUGAGACGCAGGCGGCAAUUGUGCGGAUCAUGAAGAGCCGGAAGGUGUUGCCGCAUCAAUCGCUUGUGGCGGAGGUGAUUGAACAGACGAAGAUGAGGGGCGCUGUUGAGGUGGGGGAGAUUAAAAAGAACAUUGAGAAACUUAUUGAGAAGGAUUAUAUUGAGAGAGAUGAGGGUAAUUACACGUACUUGGCUUGAUCGCCGGGUAUUUGGACCUCUGUUGGCGGCGCUUAGGUGAACUGGAAAAUUAUGAAUUUUGCAUGAUAAACGAGACACGGGUAGUGAUAGAAGAAUAGAUAAACUGGUACAAAAGGUGUCGACUGGUGGUCUGCACUUGAUACGUGUGGCACCAGCUGACCUUACCUUGAUCGGUGCUGUUGUUUUUCCCAUAUGAAAAGGAGGGAGAAUUUAGUUUGAAUAAUACACAAUAUGAGGCACUCUAAAGUCAUAAUUAUCUACCAAUACUCGUGCGGCCCAAAUGUCUGAAAGGGAUUGCCUGUGGCUUAGGAAUGACACUGGCAAUUUAAGCAGAUAGAAUAGUUUUUUUAGACUCUACUUCUAGGCAUC
Molecule: messenger RNA, 3111 nt
Organism: Pseudogymnoascus verrucosus
Lineage: Eukaryota; Fungi; Ascomycota; Leotiomycetes; Thelebolales; Thelebolaceae
Exons: 3
Coding region: 178-2742 (854 amino acids)
Biological process (GO): ubiquitin-dependent protein catabolic process; DNA damage response; protein ubiquitination
Cellular component (GO): Cul4-RING E3 ubiquitin ligase complex
Molecular function (GO): ubiquitin protein ligase binding
Source: RefSeq, a predicted model, not a curated record